Parastagonospora nodorum SN15 is the source of this 750-nucleotide messenger RNA. RefSeq lists its product as hypothetical. The transcript is spliced from 2 exons. Gene Ontology annotation, biological process: biosynthetic process. The coding region runs from base 1 to 750 and encodes 249 amino acids. Gene Ontology annotation, molecular function: pyridoxal phosphate binding. NCBI's taxonomy places the organism in Eukaryota, Fungi, Ascomycota, Dothideomycetes, Pleosporales, Phaeosphaeriaceae. The record is from RefSeq and is a predicted model, not a curated record.
AUGGAAGGCAAGUCUCAGACGGAGUUGGAGAAGCGACUGCAGGACUUACUCGAUCGCCGGCGUACGACUUCGACACUGCGCAAAUUGACGCUUCCUCUUGCCAACCAGGUAGACUUCUCAUCCAACGACUUUCUAUCCCUCGCAACAUCUGCGCAGUUCAAAAAAUUGUUUUUGGAAGAACUGGCAAGUUCUAAGCUACCGCAAGGCAGUGGAGGCUCGCGCCUUCUAGACGGCAAUUCGACAUACGCAGAGGUUCUGGAGCGGGAUAUCGCGCAAUUCCAUGGCGCAAAAGCAGGCUUGCUGUUCAACUCCGGCUUCGAUGCAAAUGCGGGUUUCUUCGCUUGUGUGCCACAGCCAGGCGAUGUAAUCGUGUACGAUGAGCUUGUGCACGCGAGUGUACACGAUGGCAUGCGGUUGUCGCGAGCGGGUAAAACCAUCGCAUUCAAGCACAACUCGGUCCCAGAUCUCAGGGAAGUUCUGCAAGAUCUUGUGGAUGAAGAUGUACUUUUGAGACGGGAGAAAAGGCGCGUAAUUGUGGCCGUGGAGUCGAUUUACAGCAUGGAUGGGGAUCUGGCGCCACUGAAAGAGAUCGUAAACGCUGUAGAAGAGCUGGUUGGGUCCGAAAGAGGGUACAUCGUUAUUGAUGAGGCACAUUCUACAGGUGUACUAGGUCAUCGAGGAAGAGGGUUGCAAUCAUACUUGGGUCUCACACGUUACGAGAAUACCUCAUCAACUAUGCUCGUCCACUGA